GCGCGAGAGGGGAAUGAGGUAAUAAGUGGGCAGGGGAUGCAAUCGCCAAAGGGGGAAAAAUUAAAAAACGAAAAAGUGGGCAUUUGUGGGAGAGGGGUGUAAUUUAGACUGAAUAAAAUUGCCUCUCAAAGUUUCUGUCAAUCCGGGGUUCGGUAUUUCCAUUCGUUUCUUUCCCCCUUUAAGUUAUCAUGUCUUUCUCGUCUGGUAAAGUCUCCUUACGUUGCCACAAUCCCGUUACUUUAACAAGUUGUUGCUGUUCGGGAAGCUCUGCAGCUUGUGAAGGAAGCCAGAAAGUGGAGCUCCACUAGUGAAUGUCUCAAAUUCCAAGCGUAUUCGAUCAUCACCUUCCUUUCUAAUGAUCUACCAAAUACGUUGUUCUGAUUGUCUUCUACUUUGAGGACAAUCUAUUCAAGUGUUAUUUAACACUCUAGCCUUACUUCCAAGUGAACAUGCACAGAGCUGUGCUGCUGAAUGAGGCUGCUACACUUCAUAAAUCAGUAAAGACUGUUGUUUGGUUAUAGAAGGCUAUUUGAAAGGCUUCCGAAUUCAAGCUAAAGCUCCUUCUACACACCAUUAUGUGUUCUCCACUCCGAAGAAUUAAUGAGCAGGAUGAAAGGAAGUGGGAAAUGUUACUUACUAGGGGUUGCAAGGUCACGCAGAGGCCUCCAAAAUGGCCACCACUCCGAGGGGGAAAGGCCAAAAACCGACUGAAGAGCAGCCAAAGGGCCAAUUUCAGGAAUAAGGGAGGCCAGUGGGGGGAGGAGGAGCCUCCGCAGACACCCCCACCGCCAACUCAGACAACUCCCCCAGAGGGGUAUUCCCACCGUCCAACUAUUUUAAAUGCAACUCUCCUUCAAGAGGUUGCUGCAAGCACAGAUGUCAAUCGAAUGUGGCAAAACGAUUUGCACCCAAUACUAAUUGAGAGAUACCCAGGAUCACCAGGGAGUUAUGCUGUGCGUCAGCAUAUCAAGCACCGUCUGCAAGGCCUACAAGCUGGCUGGGUAGUAGAAGAUGACACAUUUCAGAGCUAUACUCCUUAUGGAUACCGCACAUUUUCCAAUAUCAUCAGCACCCUCAAUCCCCUCGCCAAGCGUCAUUUGGUGCUUGCUUGUCAUUAUGAUUCAAAAUACUUUCCACCACAACUGGAUGGCCAAGUGUUUGUUGGAGCCACCGACUCAGCUGUGCCCUGUGCUAUGAUGCUUGAACUGGCACGUUCCUUAGACGGACAGCUUCGGUCUCUAAAGGACGCCAUCUCAGGUGCCACAUCAGAUCUCUCUCUGCAGCUAAUUUUCUUUGAUGGUGAAGAAGCCUUCGUUCAAUGGUCCCUUUCUGAUUCUCUGUAUGGUUCUCGGCACUUGGCUGAGAAAAUGGUGUCUACACUUCAUCCAACGGGUGCCAUAAACACAAAUCAGAUUCAGGGCAUUGACCUUUUUGUUUUACUGGAUUUAAUUGGUGCUCGAAAUCCAACUUUUCCAGUUUACUUUAUGAACACGGCUCGGUGGUUUGGGAGACUUGAAGCAAUUGAACAAAACCUCAGUGAUUUGGGUUUGUUGAUAAACUACACUCCUGGAAGACAGUAUUUCCGGGGUGAUUUACGAAGAUAUCCAGUUGAGGAUGACCACAUUCCAUUUUUAAGAAGAGGGGUUCCAAUUCUACACUUGAUACCGUCUCCUUUUCCUCGUGUGUGGCACACCAUGCAGGACAAUGAAGAAAACCUCAGCAAGCCCACUGUGGACAACCUCAACAAAAUACUGCAAGUGUUUGUUCUGGAGUAUCUCAACCUCCCCUAACACCCUCUCGCCCACCAAAUUGCUGAUCUGUUUUAAUAAUACCACCAGGCCCUCUUGGGGUGUUUCUAAGAACAGGCUCUGGAUCCUUUAGGAAUAAAAUGCCCUACUUCACUGCUUGCUCUAAAAGAGAGCCAAUCCCUCAAGAUUAAGCACUACUGUGAGUGAUCUUUAAUUAUCUCUUCCAAGAAAAUCUGCAGAGAGCACCUACAGAUAAUUAGACCACUGUGACAACUGUGCUGAAAAGAAGCCCAUAGAAAGCAUUAUUCUUGUAAAAGCAAGUACAUAUAACAAAGACUGUCCUCCAUCUUUAUGCACUUCAUACAUGCACAUCCCAUCCUUCUGCCAAGUAGCUCAGGCUGGUGUACACGGUUCCUCCUCCCCCUCCCAAUAUUAAUCUCACAAUUCUGUGUGAUAGGUUAAACUGAGAGAUGGUGACUGGCCCAGGGUCAUUCAGUGAGCUUUAAGGCUGACUGAAAUUUGAACCUACAUCUCUGUGGUCCACAUCCAGCAUGCUUACCAGUAACCUACACUUGAAUCUUAGUUUACCGUAGCUACGAUCUCAGUAUCAUGGUUGUACCCAAUGAUAGUUUGUAAUAGUUUCUCUACAUUGCUCUUCCAAAGAACUAAGAAAGCACUGUUUUCUUAACAAAUCAGGGUGAGAAUUAUGAAUGGUGGUUCAUUUCCUGUGAUAAUCUGAUGUCUGGACGAUCUUAUGAUCCACUCUAUGGUUUGAGGCUGCAGUAGGCAUUUCCAACAGGCUAUGCAUCAUAAGCAUUGUUCAGACAUUCCUGAAAACUCAUAUAAGUGUACAGCAUGCAUAGAUACAGAUCUGUACACAGGCACAAUUAUUCACACAUUUUUUCUGAACACAGGCAUAGCAGUACUACACAUCCUAUCUUUAUCCUGCAUUUGAGGGGCCUGUAUCCAGGUUCACUUUUGAAAUGACGGCAGGUAUAGUCAUUCACACAAAAGUGUAUGUGAGUGAACAGACAUCUGAACACUAAAAUGUCUGUAUAGGACAGUUCCCAGGAUAGCGGAUGCAAGUCAGGGCUGAGGUAGCAGUCUUACUACAGAUUGCUUACCACCUAGCAAAUGGUGACUUGUACUGACACCACUGAACAUGUGAAGCUACGCUUAUUCCUGAAUGUGCACAUUUUCAGGCAGCAACUUCCAUAUCCUUUGAAAAUAUAUAAUACACACCAAUGCAAUCGUGUCACAGCAACUUCAUCUAAUAAUGUGAUUCUAUAAACCUGCUUUAGCUGUAGCAGCAGAAAGAAUGCCUUGGCUAUUAUAACUGAAGCAACACUCUCAAUGACUCUGCCUAAUGCCAAUCAACCACCCCAGUGUUUUCACCUUUAAGAUCCUAGACUACUUCCUUUGCAUUUGCUCCAGUAGAUACAACAGCUGCUGCUCAGUACUUUGGGAAACUGGAGUGCCCAAUUCAUACAUUUGAACUCAGGGCUUCAAUCCCAUCAGUACUGACCACAGAAGUACAUCUCUCUCAAUGCUGCUUUGUAACACUGGACUUGAGUACAUGUAAGGGACAGGGCUUCUGCAGAUACUCUGAAUUAACCCUUUUAAAAAUGCUUUAGAAGUGAGUGCAGCAGGGAAGCAACCUGCCUAGAGAGCAGGAAGCUGUUGGCUUGAAUCCUCACUGGUGUGUUUCCCAGAAUAUGGGAAACUCCUUUAUCAGGCAGCAGCGAUAUAGGAAGGUGCUGAAAGGCAUCGUCUCAUAUGCAUGGGAGAAGUCAAUGGCAAACCCCUCCUGUAGUCUACCAAGAAAACCACAUGGCUCUGCGGUUGCCAGAAGUUGACACCAACUCAACAGUACAACCAACCACUGUUAGGGCAAGCGCUUACAUUUUCAAACCUGCACCAGGUACAUGCAGGAUAGACAGCAUUCCUGUCUCCAGUUUUGGAUAGUCACUGUAAUAGUUACACAAUCAGCUAAGCUGAAACAGCAGCCCCUUGGAGUUGGAGUUAGACAAUAUCAACAGUUUCUAAUUUAAAAAGAGUCUCCUAGAUAGGCAACUCCCAGUAAAUUCCAAUGCAAUUACUCUAUUACUGAUGUUAACAGAAAACACUUUCGUUAACAGAAUAGAUUCUACAGAGAAUUAGCGUAAAAAUCACUCAUAAAGAUCAGGUUUGUCUCCUCUGAACUGAAGAAGGGGGCGGGGAGGAGGGGAAGGACAAGUGAACAUAGAGAUGUAAAAAUGACAAGGAAUAAAUUAUCCCUUAUUAAUGAGAGCAAAAAUGUACUUCAAGAGACUCCUCUGAGCUUUAUAGUUUUCUUGGGACCACCCACCAUAGCCUAUCAGUUAUAGCGUACAGGGGACAGGUAAGAGACAGCAGCAAGCCCAUUCAUUUAGACCUUUUACUGUAGGAAUUCCUCUACAUCAUGGAAGUCUUAACUGUACCAGAGUUAGUAUCUAUAGCAUCAGCAAGAGGAAUGUACAUAGUUUUUUCCACCAAUUUGUUUUAAGAUUAUAUGGAAUUAAAACAAAAAUGUUUUAAGAAAAUAAACUAAUUUAGCACGUUA
Messenger RNA from Hemicordylus capensis (graceful crag lizard), 4329 nucleotides. It is a transcript of the gene QPCT, whose product is annotated as glutaminyl-peptide cyclotransferase. The record is from RefSeq and is a predicted model, not a curated record. Gene Ontology annotation, molecular function: zinc ion binding; glutaminyl-peptide cyclotransferase activity. The coding region runs from base 576 to 1790 and encodes 404 amino acids. The transcript has 8 exons. Lineage: Eukaryota; Metazoa; Chordata; Lepidosauria; Squamata; Cordylidae.